This is a messenger RNA of Drosophila willistoni, 1682 nucleotides long. Its product is annotated as HMG box-containing protein 4. NCBI's taxonomy places the organism in Eukaryota, Metazoa, Arthropoda, Insecta, Diptera, Drosophilidae. The transcript is spliced from 3 exons. The coding region runs from base 101 to 1501 and encodes 466 amino acids. The record is from RefSeq and is a predicted model, not a curated record.
UGGAACUAGUGAACUGGUUCAAAGGUAAAAUUCACGUCACGGUUUUGUUUAUACCCAGCGAAUUGAAAAACGGAAACAAUAACAAAAUAAAUUGCAUCCCAUGGAUACUCCAGAUUUAGUCACUAAAGAUUUCCAGGUAGCUGGCGUCUCAAGAAGUGGACGUGUGCGCAAAAAAUCAUCCAAACUUUUGGAUUUCGAGUCUCCGGAGGAAAUUGAGAGGAAAACAAAACGAAUUCAUGGCCAUACCAGGCAGCCGGCACGAUAUUUGGGCCGAGGUAGACCGCCAAAUGCAUUAAAAGAACGCGAGCAACAUCAACAUAUAACACUGGAAUUGGAUGCAGAUCUCUCUAUGGCAUAUGAUGAGCAAGAAUUGAGCAUUACCUCCGAAACGGAAAACAUACACACCACACACAAACACUCUGGAUCGGCACAUACACCUGCCCUGCUGAUGAACUCGGACGAAGAGUUGGAUACGCUGGUGCAGGAUCUAGUAGAGGGUGUAGAGGCGGAAGCCACCAACAACAAUGCGCGAGUACGGCAAAGCCUUUAUAUGCGCGAACAGUCGAACAAGCGGAAAGUGAUCAAAGAUGGCAAAAUAGUCGUUACCAAGACGCAAAGAAAGGACAAGGGUAAAUCUCGCUAUACUGCCUACAGUCUUUGGGCUCGAGAAGUGCGUAAGCGAGAUUUUCAGGAUAUGGACUUUUCCCAAGCUGCUCGCCGUCUCAGUGAGCUGUGGGCUAAUGUAUCCAACAAAGAGAAAAGUGCGUGGCGUCGAAAGGCCAAAAUUCAGGCCACCAAAGCACGAACGCGGGAACGUAAUGGACCAAAUGCCUUGGCCAGCAAUGGUACGACUACUACGGCUGCUGCCCCGGUAAUAACUCAUAUGACAAAUGAUAGCAAUAACUUUGUCAAUCGUGCAACAACAAGUCGUACCAAAAAAUUGGCGGCUGAUCGACGUCAACAUCCCUCCACAUUCAACUCCUCCUCCUCCGCCGCCGCCGCCAUACAGCCUGUAUCAGUAGGUGGAACUUCUACAGAUGAUGCUACAGUGAGUAGCAGCGGUCUUAUUACACCCAUCAAUACGAGACAAAGGCGCAGUGGCCGUGCGGCGACCCUAGCACCACGUCGUACAGUGGCUACUAACUCACCCACAACACUUAAUACUUCAGAUAGUAGUGCUGACAUGAAGGCAGCAACUAGCAGCAGCAGUAACCAACUAAAUCAGCCAUCACCACCGACCAGCAUUGAGGCAAUCGAUGCGGCGGCUCACCUUAAAUUGCUUGGCGAGAGUUUGACAGUUAUUGGAGAACGACUCAAAGAACAAAAUGGCCAUGUGUCCCUAUCGGGCAGUUUAUCCGUCCUGCUGGACAGCCUGUUAUGCUCUAUGGGGCCAUUGCUCUGUAUGACGACUCAGAUACCAGGACUCGAGAAUAAAGCUCAGUUGUCCACUAAUCUGGCGACAACGCUGGAUAAUAUAGCCUAUGUAAUGCCGGGUCUGUAGAAGAUUUUAAAGAAUUAUAUAAAAACUAUUUACUUAUGCUUCCACACGAAGAUUUAUGGGGGCCUAAAAUCCCUUUAAAGUACAAUGUAUGAAAAGAUUGCAAAAUAUUUAUAUUGUAAUUUCAAUCAGAAUAAGAUCAAUGUUAAGAAACAAGUAAAAUAGAAAACACUUUGAAACAUAA